ACAUUAGUUUGUGGCAGACAGCGCUCACUAACAGAGCUUCAUUCCAAGUUUUUGCUGUUCCUAGCUUUUAGAGUUGAUUAACAUGGAAAAAAGACUGAGAAUUGGUGAUUUGAGAGAUGUGAAAGAAAAUUUAAAAAAUGCAAAGUUUGACAAAACUGCUUGGAAGACUUUAGGGAAUGAGCUUGGACUCCAUCCAAAUAGACUAACAAUGAUUGAAGCCAAUUAUAAAGGAGAUGUUGAGAGUUGUUUUACUGAAUGCCUUUCUGAGUGGCUGAAAAAAGUUGAUGAUGUUGAAAAACAUGGAGGAUCAACUUAUAGUUCAUUAAUUGCAGCUCUGAAAAAAAUGGAACGCACAGCAGAUGUAGUUGAUGACUUAGGAGAUUUAUUAGGAACAGAGGAAUCAGAUAAAAGUCAAGCUUUACAACCAAAAGUAUCUCCAGGAGCAGAACUAGAUAUAAAAGAUUUAAAUCAAGUUGACACAGUGCUUAAAAAAGCACUGUUUGGUGCAGUAAACUGGAAAACACUAGGGCUUAGACUAGGACUCCUUGCAACUACACUUGAUUGUAUUGAGGCAGAGAAAAGUGAUCAGCCUGCUUACUUGCAGAAGGUUGUACAAAAAUGGCUCGAAAAGAAAGAUGAUGUAAAAGAAACAACAUGGAACGUCCUAAUAGCAGCAGUUAAAGAUAUUGAUAAUGCAGCUGCUAUAAAAAUACGAGGUAUUCUUAAAGCGUGAACUAAGGCACGAGAAUUAAAGUGAAUCAAGAAACAAGAUAUUGACUAUAGUGUUGUAGUUACUACUUUUAAGUAGACUAUAAUUUGUGUGAUAUAGUGAAAUAAAGUUGAGUUACAAUUUUAUUACCUAUUAUUUUUUAAAAUUAGCAAA
Molecule: messenger RNA, 883 nt
Organism: Amphimedon queenslandica
Lineage: Eukaryota; Metazoa; Porifera; Demospongiae; Haplosclerida; Niphatidae
Exons: 5
Coding region: 83-733 (216 amino acids)
Biological process (GO): signal transduction
Molecular function (GO): protein binding
Source: RefSeq, a predicted model, not a curated record